Molecule: messenger RNA, 2564 nt
Organism: Eriocheir sinensis (Chinese mitten crab)
Lineage: Eukaryota; Metazoa; Arthropoda; Malacostraca; Decapoda; Varunidae
Product: heat shock 70 kDa protein cognate 4-like
Exons: 3
Coding region: 198-2156 (652 amino acids)
Biological process (GO): cellular response to unfolded protein; protein refolding
Cellular component (GO): blood microparticle; vesicle; cytoplasm
Molecular function (GO): ubiquitin protein ligase binding; ATP-dependent protein folding chaperone; heat shock protein binding
Source: RefSeq, a predicted model, not a curated record
CGGCGAGGGGGCGGGGCGGCAUCAGUCCCCAACUCAGACGAGCCAAGGUGCGACAAACAGCGCGAGAACACUGCUGACUACUCGACACUCGCAGAGCUUACAGCUAGCUACAUUGUUCCGUGAACCAGUGCCACUACUGUGCACCGCACGUCUUUGAUUGAAGCUACAGAGGUUUUCUUGCACCAAACACAGACAGAAUGCCAGCGCCAGCAAUCGGCAUUGACCUGGGCACCACCUACUCGUGCGUGGGUGUGUUCCAGCACGGCAAGGUGGAGAUCAUCGCCAACGACCAGGGCAACAGGACCACGCCCUCCUACGUGGCCUUCACGGACACCGAACGACUCAUUGGCGACGCCGCCAAGAACCAGGUGGCGCUGAACCCCACCAACACAGUGUUCGAUGCCAAGCGGUUGAUCGGCCGCAAGUUCGAGGAGCCGUCGAUCCAGGCGGACAUGAAACACUGGCCCUUCGCGGUGGUGCCCGAGGGCGGCAAGCCCAAGGUGAAGGUGGAUUUCAAGGGCGAGACCAAGACCUUCAACCCCGAGGAGAUCUCGUCCAUGGUGCUGACCAAGAUGAAGGAAACGGCCGAGGCGUAUCUGGGCAGCGCCGUGAAGGAUGCCGUCAUUACGGUGCCCGCAUACUUCAACGACUCUCAGCGGCAAGCCACCAAGGACGCCGGCACCAUCGCCGGCAUCAACGUGCUGAGGAUCAUCAACGAGCCGACGGCCGCCGCCAUCGCCUACGGCCUCGACAAAAAGGCGGGCGGCAGUGUGGCGGAGCGCAAUGUUCUCAUCUUUGACCUGGGCGGCGGAACGUUCGACGUGUCCAUUCUGAGCAUCGACGACGGUGUGUUUGAGGUGAAGUCGACGGCCGGAGACACUCACCUCGGGGGCGAAGAUUUUGACAACCGGAUGGUGAACCACUUUGCCCAGGAGUUCCAGCGCAAGUACAAAAAAGACUUGAGGACGAACAAGAGGGCACUGCGUCGUUUGCGGACUGCCUGUGAGAGGGCGAAGCGCACGCUGUCGUCGUCCACUCAGGCGAGCUUGGAGAUCGACUCUCUGUUUGAGGGUAUUGACUUCUACACGUCGAUCACACGCGCCAGGUUCGAGGAGCUGUGCUCUGACCUGUUCCGUGGUACCCUAGAGCCCGUGGAGAAGGCCCUGCGUGACGCCAAGCUGGACAAGAGCAGCGUGCACGACCUGGUGCUGGUGGGCGGGUCAACCCGCAUCCCCAAGAUCCAGAAACUGCUGCAGGACUUCUUCAACGGCAAGGAGCUGAACAAGUCCAUCAACCCCGACGAGGCGGUGGCGUACGGCGCCGCCGUGCAGGCCGCCAUCCUGACGGGCGACCAGUCCGACGCCGUGAAGGACCUGCUACUGCUGGACGUGGCGCCACUGUCGCUGGGCAUCGAGACGGCCGGCGGCAUGAUGACAGCCCUCAUCAAGCGCAACACCACCAUUCCCACCAAGCAAUCGCAGAUCUUCACCACGUACUCCGACAACCAGCCGGGCGUGCUGAUCCAGGUGUACGAGGGUGAGAGGGCGAUGACCAAGGACAACAACCUGUUGGGCAAGUUUGACCUGACCGGCAUCCCUCCGGCGCCGCGGGGAGUGCCCCAGAUCGAGGUGACCUUUGACAUCGACGCCAACGGCAUCCUCAACGUGUCUGCGGUGGACAAGUCGAGUGGCAAGCAGAACAAGAUCACCAUCAACAACGACAAGGGACGGCUGAGCAAGGAAGACAUCGAAAGGAUGGUGAACGAGGCCGAGCAGUACAAGGAAGACGACGCCAGGCAGCGAGACCGAGUGGAUGCCAAGAACCGGCUGGAAGCGCUGUGCUUCAGCGUCAAGUCCUCCAUGUCGGAGGCUGCGGUGGCGGAGAAGUUGUCCGCUGACGAGAAGCGCUCCAUCGAGGAGAAGGCGCAAGAGACCCUGAACUGGCUGGACGCCAACCAGCUAGCCGAGAAGGAGGAGUACGAGCACAAGAUGCAGGAGCUGGAGCAGGCGUGGCGUCCCCUCGCCUCCAAGAUCCACGGGGCUGCUGCUGGCGGCGCUGGCGGGAUGCCCGGCUUUGGCGGCGCUGGCGGGAUGCCCGGCUUUGGCGCCGCCGGAGGAACCGCAGGGCGAGGACCCACUGUGGAGGAGGUGGACUAAGCCAGCAGGGUCGCCGUUUCUCCUCUGGUGGCAUUAGGAAUCAACACUGUCCUGUGUUCCCCAACGUUCCAUGAUAAUGUGCUUUAAGCAUAUAUUUUUUACUGUCUAUAGGUAGCUGUUAAUAUAUGUUGAAAUUUUCCAUCAUUUAUUAAUACUGUAUGUUAGUGUAAAUGUGUAUUUAUUGACAGUGUGAAAGGGUAUGGGUGUAGAAGACCAUUAAGAUUAUACGACCAGUAUUUUGUUCCCUAAAGUAAGGAAAUAAAUAUUUUUGUUUUGCAAAGCUGUUUUCAACUUCGUACCAUUAUUCCAAACCUGAGGUAAGACACACAGUCGCAUUUAGUAUUCUCGAGGAUAACAACGCUUGCAUGAAAAGUUAAAGUAUUUUUUUUUAUUAAAAAUCGAUAUUUU